Molecule: messenger RNA, 833 nt
Organism: Rhizopus microsporus ATCC 52813
Lineage: Eukaryota; Fungi; Mucoromycota; Mucoromycetes; Mucorales; Rhizopodaceae
Product: histidine-phosphotransfer domain, HPT domain-containing protein
Exons: 3
Coding region: 36-512 (158 amino acids)
Biological process (GO): phosphorylation; phosphorelay signal transduction system
Cellular component (GO): cytoplasm; nucleus
Molecular function (GO): protein histidine kinase binding; histidine phosphotransfer kinase activity
Source: RefSeq, a predicted model, not a curated record
CUUCUCUUUUUUCUGUUUUUAAUAUUACAGCAAAUAUGACAAGCCGUGAGAGUUCUCCUGUAAGAAAAGAAGAAAAGAAAGAAGAACAACAGCAAGAUGUGACUGAGGAGAAGAGUAUCGAUGAACUUAUUGAUAUGAGCACAUUUGAUCAACUGUUAGAAAUGGAUGACGAAGACGAUCAUGAAUUUUCACAGGGCAUUGUAGUUAACUACUUUGACCAAGCAAAUGAGACAUUUAAAGAUAUGGAUCGUGCACUAAAAAAAGAGGACUUAUCAGAAUUAUCUCGACUGGGUCACUUUCUGAAAGGUAGCUCAGCAGCCAUUGGAUUAAAAAAAGUACAAGCAAGCUGUGAAAAGAUCCAAAACUAUGGUAACCGUAAAGGAGAGGAUGAUACGCUAACCGAAGAAGAAGCUUUAAAACGUAUUGCCGAUUUAUUACCACAAGUCAAGAAGGAAUAUUCAGAAGCAGAGGAAUACUUGAAGAAGUUUUACGAAAUACAAGACCCUCUAUAACUGCUACGCCUUUGGCAAGAAUUUGAUUGUAAAGAAUACAAGAAUAAACAUGAUACAAACAAACAAAACGACUCCAAAAGUCAUAAAGCUUGUCUUCCACGAUUUAGAAUAGUGUUUAUCUAGUCUCUGUCUCUCUGUCGUCAUUCUCUUUAGAUUAUGCUCAACAGCCUUUUGCGCGUCUCUUAACACGAUCUCAUCUUUACUUAACGUGUCGCCAAAUGCUUGGCUAUUCUUCUUUAACUGUUCUGCCAUUCGACUAAGAUCGGUCGUAAGUUCGUCAUGAAUCUGUCGAUGAUGCUGAAGGACGUGCUCGAGGUCAAA